AUGAGUGAUGAGGAUGGCAUUUCGGAUGGUUCAGAUAUAGAUUCUAAUUUAGAAGAAACUGUAUUGGGCUCUGAUGAUUCAACUAUGGGUUUUCAAUUAUCAAGAGAAGAUUCAAAUCAACUCACAUCUAAUGAAAUAGCAGGAUUCACAUAUCUUAGAUCAGUCGUUAAUACAUACAAUGCUUUUAUGUACACAAAUCCAGCAGAACUUGAUGAUUAUGGAAAAAUUCGUUUGUCAAUUUUGUCAGAAUAUCUUCCAUUGUCAUCUCAAGUUGUGUACGGAUUUGCAGAUUGCAGUACUCUCUUACAAUUAGAAAUUGGACUCUCAAAUUUUUCGUUUACUCAUAAACCAGAUACAAUUAACUAUUUUCACCCAGUACUUGGUAAGACUUAUGUUGGGAGACCAAUUGUAAACGAAGUCAUAGCAGAAUUUUUCUCUACAUUGUAUAAACCACGUAGUUUUUACAAAUCAGCUGCUUAUCUUCUAUCUCCACCAGGAAAAUGUGAUAUGAAAUUACUUAAAAAACUUCGUGACGAAGGUUACGAUGGCGAUCGUGCCGAACACGCGCUUACAUUAUAUAAUAAUGAUUAUAUGAAAGCGUUAGACUUCCUUAAAACCGGACAAUUACCGGUCGCAAAAACAGAUAUUGCCAUACCGUAUUCAGAUUGUCCACUUUUGUACUUAGUUCUUGAAAUCGUCGAAGUAUUUCUUGAUUUACCAGAUCAUUGCUGUAUUUGUCGAAAACUGUCGACGGAUACAGGUGUCAAACCAAUGCCAUGCGAUGAUCAGCUCUGCAAUUACACCUACGUCGAACUUGGAGUCGGAUGCAGUUUAUAUAAUGAAAUCAAAAGGGAUCCAUUAGCUGCAGACCUUGUUUUUUCAAUGUUCUGCUGCUCGAUCGGCACUCCUUAUAUGAAACCAGCCCCAACGAUGUUCAACCAACCACAAAUGAUCGAAUUAAUCGAAAAAAUUCCACGAAUGUCCGAAAUAAUCGCAAACUACAAGUCAGACUCUGAACUAGAGAAAUCUAUUGGCACUGACGCGUUCACUCUACUGCGCUGGGUCUUGAUGACGAACAGAUCUCAAUUUAUUUCACUGGAUGAUGAGCUCACACUUCCAGAAUACCUAUCCCAAGAUACAAAGAUAUUCAUGGUUAUUGCGAAUACACCACAAAAAGAGAACGAUUUUAGAGAAUUACGUUCGAAAUAUAAUAGUCUAUGGUUUUGGCAUGGAAGUUUACAUAACAGAUGGCAUUCAAUAUUCAGGAAUGGUCUACAGAACAUGUCUAACACUCCAGGAAUGGCAAACGCUGCAUGUUACGGACCAGGAAUAUAUCUUGCAAGAAAUUCUGGAGAUUCAUUGGGUUACGUAAGAGAAGGAAAGAAUCGUUAUACGAGAUCUGCUUUUGGAACCAAUUUAAACUUAAUUGCUCUUUGUGAAGUUGCAAAUGUUCCAGAUUUGGCAGAUAACGGCUGGAACCACACUUUACGAGACACAAAAGCUGUCGUCAUCAGGUUCUUGAUCUUUAAUAUGAAAAAGUCGAUUGAUGUUAUUAAAGAUCCUCCAAAAAAUAUUCCAACACUCAGAGAUGUCCUUGAACAUCACGCUAAUAAUGCAAGGAAAUAA
This is a messenger RNA of Trichomonas vaginalis G3, 1626 nucleotides long. RefSeq names its product poly ADP-ribose polymerase family, member PARP family. The coding region runs from base 1 to 1626 and encodes 541 amino acids. Gene Ontology annotation, molecular function: NAD+ poly-ADP-ribosyltransferase activity; protein binding. The transcript has a single exon. Lineage: Eukaryota; Parabasalia; Trichomonadida; Trichomonadidae. The record is from RefSeq and is a predicted model, not a curated record.